AAAAAGGCUUGCUCCCGGUAGCUAGUAUUAUCAGCAAAAUGGCUGGCAGCGAAACGACUGCUCUCCAGGUCCCCGUGGCGUUCAAGGACGCCGACGACGGCACCAUCCCAGUGCGCCCACCUACCGAGUAUGCCGCCGCCGUGGCGUCCCUGCCGUUGAACCCUACCAGCAAGCUCAAGUUGCGCUGCUAUCAGGGCGUGUGGGUGCUGGAGGACUGGGUACCAGGCAUCAUAUCCAUGCAGCGCAGCUUCUCAACGCGCCCCGGCGACGUGGUUCUUGCGAGCUUUCCCAAGUGCGGCACCACUUGGCUCAAGGCUCUGAUAUUCGCCACGAUGGCCCGUGCUGCGUACCCGCUAGCCAGCCCCGCCCACCCGCUCCGCCGCCUAAACCCGCACGACUGUGUGAUUCUAGUGGACAGGCUCUUCGCCGUCGGCCGUGAGGCAGUGCUGGACAAGCUGCCCUCGCCGAGGCUCAUGUGCACGCACAUGCCUCUCUCGGUGCUGCCGCCGUCUAUCUCUCGUGG
This is a messenger RNA of Triticum aestivum (bread wheat), 523 nucleotides long. RefSeq names its product cytosolic sulfotransferase 12. Gene Ontology annotation, molecular function: sulfotransferase activity. The record is from RefSeq and is a predicted model, not a curated record. NCBI's taxonomy places the organism in Eukaryota, Viridiplantae, Streptophyta, Magnoliopsida, Poales, Poaceae.